Molecule: messenger RNA, 1882 nt
Organism: Athalia rosae (coleseed sawfly)
Lineage: Eukaryota; Metazoa; Arthropoda; Insecta; Hymenoptera; Athaliidae
Product: heparanase-like
Exons: 6
Coding region: 175-1767 (530 amino acids)
Cellular component (GO): membrane; extracellular matrix
Molecular function (GO): hydrolase activity, acting on glycosyl bonds
Source: RefSeq, a predicted model, not a curated record
ACAGUCUGCAAGUGCAACAGGACUCUGAAUGUUUUUAUCAGGGUCCUCAUUUUGCCGGUCAUUUUUUGCUCCCGUUUUAUUUAUAAUCUGUCACUUUAUUUUAUCGCGGCAUAUGACUAAUAAGCAUAGCUGCGGAGUCAGGCACGAAUAUUUUUGUCGUAAAAGCUAAAAGAAAUGAAUUAUUUGGUGAACAACGAAUGGGGGAAAAACCAAUAUCAGAAUUUGGGCGACGCCAGGAUCCAUCAAAAUGCGAAUGCGCGCUCGAUGGUCAGCACGGUGGUUGUUGGCUUAUGUAUUGGCCUGUUAGUAUUGUCACUGUGGAGCAUGAGCCAGCGACAUAUUGGGUAUGCCCUUAUUUUUAGUCUGGAUACAAGGCAAUCAUUGACCGCAAGAACUUCGACGAGAUUCUUGUCCUAUGGACUUGAUACCUCGUUGCUUAGGGACAUGCCAAAUCUACCUAUAAACGACAAAAGAUUUAUAAAUCUCGCUCGCCACUUAAGCCCAGCUUACGUUAGAGUAGGCGGCACAGCUGCUGACUGUUUGGUAUUUAAUCAGACCUUAUCUCCAACACCAGAAAAAGUGUUUGAUCCGGUCACUAGAAGUGAUAUUACAAAUUUUACAAUAACUGACAAGGAUUUUCUGGCUAUCUACAAUUUUGCUGAACAAAGUGGAGCCAGAAUGAUUUUCGAUUUGAACGUACUUUUGCGGCAACCGAAUGGUUACUGGGACUACAGUAAUGCUGAGCAAAUAAUUACAUUUGCUAAAGGACACAAUCUAGAGAUCGACUGGCAGUUGGGAAAUGAGCCCAACUCAUUCUACCAUGUCUUUGAGAGGAAUGUCACAGCCACCCAGUUAGCAACCGAUUACAUUACAUUGAGAGGUCUGUUGGAUAAAUCAGGAUAUGAAUCAAGUGAUAUAAUCGGUCCAGAAGUGAAUCACAUUGCUGAUGAAAAGCAUGCAGGUGAAAGAUAUGCUUCAGAGUUUCUGGAGUAUGGAGGAAGUAGUGUGACUUAUGUCUCCUGGCAUCAGUAUUAUUUGAAUGGACGGGAAGCCAAAGUGGAGGAUUUUGUGGAUCCUGCGGUCCUAAACGUCUUACCAAUACAAAUUAAGUCUGUUGCGGACGUCAUCGAUCGAUCGGGGAAAGAUGUUUACAUGUGGAUAUCUGAAACAAGUUCUGCCUAUGGGGGUGGCGCUCCGGAGUUAUCAGACAGAUUUGUUGCUGGCUUUUUGUGGCUAGAUAAGCUGGGAUACAGCGCAAGAGCAGGGGUUAAUGUUGUUACGAGACAGUCAUUAUUCGGAGGCAAUUACGCUAUGGUGUCACCCAAUUUAACUCCAAACCCAGAUUGGUGGGUGAGCGUAUUUUAUAAGCAAUUUGUAUCAGAGAAAGUAUUGAAAUUUGGAGAGCCAAGCGACGGACGAGUUAGAUUCUACCUACAUUGCACUCCGACAACAGCUCUAUUGAACAGAGUUCCUGCGGUGACAUCCUAUGGAGUUAACUUGAAUAAAGAACCGGUUAAAUUUUAUAAUCGGAUUCUUUAUGGAAUACCAAAGAUAGGUGUGAAAACUUUUCUUUACAUCCUCACCGCGGAUCACCUUACAUCCAGCUAUAUAAAAAUGAAUGGUGAAACGUUAAUGCUCAACAAAAAUGGUGAUCUUCCACCGUUCAACCCCAUAAUCGUCGAUCCCACACAGCCGAUUUUUAUCCCUGCAUAUUCCAUGAUUUUCAUGGUGUUCCAUGGAAUUGAAGUCCCGGCUUGCAUGACUUAGUCGAUAGCAAAAUACUUCAAUGACAAAUAUAAGUGUCUACAUAUUUUCAUAUAUGGUAUAACAUUAUGGGCCUUUGAAAGAUCUUUUGUGACAAUAAAAUGUAACUAAUAUCGAG